Molecule: messenger RNA, 4115 nt
Organism: Aethina tumida (small hive beetle)
Lineage: Eukaryota; Metazoa; Arthropoda; Insecta; Coleoptera; Nitidulidae
Gene: chico
Product: insulin receptor substrate 1
Exons: 8
Coding region: 240-3812 (1190 amino acids)
Biological process (GO): insulin receptor signaling pathway
Cellular component (GO): cytosol; plasma membrane
Molecular function (GO): insulin receptor binding; phosphatidylinositol 3-kinase binding
Source: RefSeq, a predicted model, not a curated record
UUCAAUUCACGUCGCAAACGAGACCGUGUCCUCAACCCGAGUGCUACAUCGCAGUACCGCGUUCCGAUCGCUCCACCAGAAAAUCAGUGCCAGUGCGUCGCGGCGGUUCCGCCAUCCCGACACAUAAUAAUAAUAAUAAUAAUAAUAAUAAAAAUAAUAACAAGAAGAAGAAUAAUUCGGUGCGCGGUAUGUUUGUUGUGCCCAUGGUUCGGUAGUGUGUCCAUGUGACUUUCGAAGCGAUGUCGGUGAAGUCGUCCGGUUCGGACGGCGCGCCGGACAAGGGCCAGGCCGUCCGUUCCGGCUACCUACGCAAGUUCAAGACGAUGAAGAAGAAGUGGUUCGUGCUGCGGGCCGAGUCCGCCGAUCGGCCCGCCCGUCUCGAGUACUACGACUCCGAGAAGAAGUACAAUUGUGGCGCGGACGCGAAACGCAGCAUCCCCCUGAAGACGUGCUUCAACAUCAACAAGCGCAAGGACGUCAAGCACAAGCAUGUGCUGGCGCUCUACACUAAGGACGAGUGCUUCUCGAUCCAGCUGGACUCGGAGGACGAGCUGGACGGGUGGCUGAAGGCGUUGCUCACCCUCCAGCACGGCGACGACGCCGCCGACGGCGAAACUCCCAAACCCACCUACGAGCACAUUUGGCAGGUCCAAAUAAUGAACAGGGGAAUCGGGACUUCAAGCCUGACCGGCAGCUACCGAUUCUGUUUAACCGGCAAGAAGUUGAAGCUGAUCAAGAAGGAUUCGGAGACGUGCAUCGAUCUGGUCCUGAGCAACAUCCGCAGCUGCGGAUACCUCAAGGAGUACUUCUAUCUGGAGGUGGGAAGAUCGAGCACAUUGGGCCCCGGCGAACUGUGGAUGAACACAGGUGACGAGAAUAUCGCCCAGAACAUUCACUCGACUGUUUACCAUGCAAUGUCAACCAACACCUCGAACAACGAGCUCGGCCCGAAGAGCAGGAACAGAUCCUCCUCAGCAACCGAGGCAUCCAAACCAAAUUCGGCGCAAAGGAAGCCCAACCAUAUAGGUGUACCAAAGACGCAUAUUUUGCAACAAGAUCCCAAUUCCACCGAGUGUCAAGUCACUCCUCCAGUAACAACCACGUCAACUCAGCACCCUAUCGUCAGCGGUGUGGCAAGUAUUUAUCACCAUCUAAUACAGAGGGGAACCGCUAAAGCUUCCGAACGUCGACAUUCUAUAUCAGCAGGGGGCCUAAACUGGUCUGGGACUAUAUGCCAUCAGCGUACUCAGUCGCUUCCCCUAGCGCACCCCACCACUACAACCACAGCACCCACCUUCACAGAUCAAAACACAACCACCACUUCUUCUCACCCCCUAAGAGUCAAUAAACGUCCAUCCUCGAAGUGCGCCUCCGGCGGUGGAAGAGAACGAUGCGACAGCAUGCCGACAAGGCCGCGCACCACCAGUGAGGGCAACCACGUUGGCAUCUGGGCUAAAACGCUCUCGAUCACGUCGUCAUACCGUUCGGCUCACAACCGCGACAUCUCCCACAGUCCCCCAUCGGGAAUCGCCACGAGCCCGCCGUCGGUCGGUUAUUCCGAGUCGUCCGGCUCGUCCUACAGUUUGGCGGAUGAACCGGAGGAAGGGGACAUAAUAGGAAGGUACAGCCAUCCGUUGACACCCGAGGAGGCGAUCGCGGAGGAGGACAGUCCGGAUUCGCCUUGCAUGAACACGAAUUACGUGCCCAUGGCGCCGCCUAGCAGCGACGACGGUUACGUGGACAUGUCGCCCGGUGGCGGAAGGACCACAGCUUCCCCCACUCACAGCAUGAACAGUAUAACGUCGGGCACUCCGUCGACGGACAUCCGUUUCUCGGAAUACCCAUUGGAGAAGGUGGCGUCUUAUCUGACAUCGGACGAUGACGAUACCCGUCCAACUCGGGCGUAUUCCGUCGGCUCCAAACCGGAUUCAUAUAAGAACAAAAAACAUUUGGAACACGUGGGAACGCCCGACAACUCGAGGGUGCGUGCGUUCUCCGUCGGUUCCAAAACAAAGAAGGGUCCGAGUAGAGUGUUACCGCAUCACGCGCACACCGGGGCCAAGUCUUCGAGCGCGCCGAUGCUGAUGCAACGAAUGCACAGCUCUCACGGUUCCAUCGGUCCUAUGGACGAUCUAAUGGAGAUGGACUUCUCAAACUCCACGUCCGGCCACAACUCCGUGUCCGACUACAUGGACAUGAAACCGGGAUCCACCACGCCGAGUGGUUAUGUCGAAAUGAAGCCGGGAAGUAUCGAGAAGAGUUCCGUUGCGACGGAGGCUCCGUACAUGGACAUGAGCGGUUCUUCGCCAGCCAGGUCUAAUGCCAACGACGUGACCUUCGUUGACAUGUCCAGGUUGGUGGAUAACAGCGAUUACAUGGACAUGCAACCCAAGAGGACGUCGCAACCACCCACAUGGCAGCAGAAUACUAGUCACAACGAGCCGUUCGAUCUGAACAACUACAGCGUAAGACAGGUGGAUCGGCACGGUUCCUUCAGUUCGCAGCUGAGCGCCUCGCCCAACAAGUAUCAUUCGAUUUCGCCGAAAUACACCGAGGGGUGGGUUAACUCCCACUAUCACACGCCGACAACACCCGAGGGGUACGUCGAGAUGACUCCUGGCCAGACCAAUCGUCACCAAAGACAGUCGAGUCUGGACAGCACUCACAUCCAGGUGUACGACGAUUAUACCAACAUGACUCUGGGCAACUCCAAGUUAAAAAACAAGCCGGUCAAAAAGGAGAUGAAAAGUCAGCCGAUUAUGAUACAGGGUGGGAACAAUGGGAAGAUUGCGUCGAGCCCGGCUUCGAUAAGUCCUCUGCAGGUCGGAAGGAAAUACUCAACGGGCACGCCGCCUAGCUUCCAUUUGCCACUGCAGGCGCAGUACUCCUCAAGUCUUCCAAGACCGCGUUCCAGGAAAAACAGUCGCAGAGAUUCCAAAGAUAGCAGUAGUUCUAGUGUUACGACACCGUCAAGUUCAAGCACGAUUUUUUCCAUGAGCUUGAACAGUCCCAGUUCACCCGCCAAACCUGCACAAACUAUUAAGGUACCAGCGUCCGUUAUGAACGUUAAAUACAAGGCGACCAAUAUGAGUAAGGCGAACAGCGAGGAUUACACGAUGAUGGAUUACGAGAAGGCAGCUAGGAAACCAGACGCAAGCGAGUACGUUAACUACAACCCGGCUCCGGCAUACCACCACCAGUUACCCUUCAGAAGUACCAGAAAUAUCACCCGGAGAAACGACGAGGAAGGAGACUAUGCAUUAAUGAAACCAGGCGAGAUCGAAGUGAAAAAGGAUCUCCCCAACGUCGGUUUCCAACCAAUCAACGAUGAGAAGUACCGAACGUCACCUCGUCCAGGUGACACUGUACCGGACAUCGCCAACCGCGGCGACAACCACCAAGACACGGCUAGGUUGAAAUCCAUAAAAGAACAGAAGCCUGAAACUAGACCUGCAUCAGUGGGAUCAGACGGCAACAACAAACCGUCGAGGCCCAGCUCCACCUCGAGCGAGCUGUGCUCCUCCACCUCCACCUUGACUGGGUCGCGACCGGAAUCGGUCAACAGCGACCGAAUACCACAGGAGAACACGCGACCGGCUUCGGUCACGUGCGAUUUGCAGCUGCACUACGCGAGCUUGGAUCUCGCUCCUACCGACGAGACGGGCAACAAGAGCCCGAGAAGCUCGAAGAGUACUACGCAACAAGAGGGUGGGAGCGCCGAGCCGGCUUUCACGUACGCGGAAAUAGACUUUGUGAAGAGUGAGGGCCUGAAGCAUAAUUCCUUACCCAAUAACGCUAAGGUUAAGCAUUAAGACGUGGCGCGGUUAGUGCGGGGAUACCGCCGGGUUCUGGGAGAUCGUGACGGUUUCUACGAGGAUUCGUUUCGUUUCUGCAGGGGUGGCAUUUGCGCGAGGACAAAUAAGCAUUUAACUUUGUAACAUCUGUAUAGUCCCAGUUCGUCGCAGAACCUUGUGGGUGUUCGCAUUCUGCCCAUCCUAUUUUAGGAAUUGUAUAGACUGAAUAUUAGGUAAAUUUUUUUGUUGUAAUUCACAUAUCCUAGUAAUAUUAUUGUUGAUUUAUUAGCAAAGCUAGUAAAAUAUAUUAUGGAAACUCGA